AGCGAAAGCAUGUAUUACAGUCCCUAAAAACUUUAGAAUAGUUUUUUUCAAAUACUUUAGAUAGUUUAUAUGUAUUUUAGUCCCUUUGUUUGUGACUUAAAUAUAUUCCUAAACGCUGAAAUCUUUGCAUAGUCUGAAUGCUUUUGGUCAAAUAUGCUCUUAUGUUUGUAAGAAGAAGCUAUAACAUGGCCUAGCUUAAUUGUUUUGUGGGUAACUUUGAGCUAGUUCGAAUGCUCCAUUGUGGUGUGAACUUUAUUGAUUCAUAGUAUUUGGCGACAGGAAUUGUCCCUAUCAUGGAGUCACAGGUGAUGACCAAACCGGAGGAAAUUGCCAAACUCUACAGAGAGCUCAGCCUCUUCCCGUCUUUGAGCCGAGCAGACGUGGGACCCGUCAUCACCUCUCAAUAUGGAGGCAAAUACAGCAACAUCUACACAGAAUGGAGCCAACGUGAUCUGGAGAGGAAUGAAAAUGUCAAGUUUUGCCGUCAGUACAUUGUCUUCCACGAUGAUAAGUCAGUGGUCUACUCUGGAGCUUCUGGAAACUGCACGGAAAUCAAAGGAGAGGUACUGAGUAAGGACUCUCCCUCUGGGGAAAUGAAGGCAGUUGUUAGAGAAUGCUCCAUAAAAGGAGAGGAUAAACAGUUUCUGGAGAUCUGGUGUAAAAACAUUAAGAUGAAGAGCAUCAAUCUCUCAGCACUAAAGAAGCAUGGCAAAGUCUACGAAGAUGAGCAAUUCGGCUGCUUGGUUUGGUCACACUCUGAGACACACCUGCUUUAUGUGGCAGAGAGGAAGAGACCCAAGACAGAAUCUUUCUUCCAGACGGAGUCACCAGAGUUGUCUUCAAUUGGAGAUGAGGAGGAGGCCAUGAGGAUGGAGAAAAAGGAGACUGUAAAAGGGGAGCAGUUUGUCUACUACGAGGACUGGGGAGAGGCUUUAGUGAGUAAGAGCUCCCCUGUGCUGUGUGUUCUGGACAUUGAGGGCGACAAUGUCUCUGUGCUGGAAGGACUCCCUGAAAACAUCUCACCUGGACAGGCAUUUUGGGCACCGGGUGACACCGGUCUGGUUUUUGUGGGUUGGUGGCAUGAGCCUUUCAGACUCGGUCUCAAAUACUGCCCCAACAGAAGGUCGUCCUUGUUUUAUGUGGAUCUUACCGGUGGAAAAUGUGAGCAGCUUUCAUCAGACUCCAGCGCAGUGUGCUCUCCCCGGCUGAGUCCAGACCAGUGCCGAAUAGUCUACCUUGAAUGUUCCGUCUAUGGCCCACACAUGCAGUGCAGCAGACUCUGCAUGUAUGACUGGUAUACCAAGAAGACCUCAGUAGUGGUGGAUGUUGUGAAGCGACCCACUGACGAUGGGUUUACCGGCAUCUACAGUUCUCAGCUUUCACCCCAGUGCUGGUCAGCCGACAGUCAGCGUGUCAUCAUUGCUUGUCCUCAGCGCAGCCGUAAGGAUCUCUUAAUGGUGGACACAGUCACAGGAAGGGUCACCACUCUGACUGCAAAAUCCGAUAUUGGCAAUUGGUGUCUGCUGAACCUACAGAGGGAUCUGAUGGUGGUCAGUUGCUCCUCACCCGACAGCCCUCCAAGUCUGAGAGUGGGAUUCCUUCCAGAAAGGGAUUCCCAGGAGGAAGUGGCCUGGAUAACCUUGGAAGACUCUCAGGCUUUACCUGAUAUCAACUGGCAGAUAAUGAAUUUCACUCCACCACCAGAUCAAGACAAUCCUCAAUAUUCGGGUCUCGAUUUUGAAGCUUUGCUGAUCAAACCAAAGGAGGUCAAGAAAGACCAGAAGUUGCCUCUUAUCGUCAUUCCUCAUGGCGGCCCUCACUCUGUGAUUGUAGCCGAAUGGCUUCUGUCCUGCUCUGUGCUGUGCAGGAUGGGCUUUGCUAUAUUACUGGUAAACUAUCGUGGUUCUAUUGGGUACGGGCAGGACAGCAUCUUCUCAUUACCGGGCAACAUCGGCACCCAGGAUGUAAAAGACGUUCAAUUUGCAGUUGAAAGUGUUCUGAAAAGUGGAGAGUUCGAUGAGAACAAAGUGGCCGUUUCGGGGGGCUCUCAUGGAGGUUUCCUGGCCUGUCAUCUGAUUGGUCAAUACCCAGGGUUCUAUAAAGCAUGUGUGGCCCGCAACCCUGUCAUCAAUAUCGCCUCUAUGAUCGGCAGCACGGACAUCCCAGACUGGUGUGUAGUUGAGGCCGGCUUUGACUACAGUCCAGACUGUCUCCCUGACCCGGCUGUUUGGGAACAGAUGUUGAACAAGUCCCCCAUUAAACACGUGGAACAGGUACGGACACCAGUGUUGCUGACUUUAGGGGAAGAUGACAAGCGUGUGCCUAACAAACAAGGAAUCGAAUACUUCAGAGCACUGAAAGCAAAGCAGAUCCCAGUUAGGUUACUGUGGUACCCAGGGAACAACCACUCUCUUUCCAAGGUAGACGCAGAAUCAGAUGGAUUUAUGAACAUCGCUUUGUGGAUAAUUCAUCACUUUAGUCAGUGAUUGGAUUCAGAUGAUAGGCAGUGGUGUGGGAAAACAUUGCUUUGUUAGUGAUGUUAUAUUUCUGUUUUGAGGUACAAACCAAAGCCAAAGCAUUCUGAGUGCUCUCCAACCAGAACACACCUCUAAUCUGUGCUUUACUCACAUUUUAUCCUGUAUGUUCUGUAAACUGAUUCAGAAUUGACAGUUUUAACUUAACACUUGAAUAAAAUCCCUUUUGAUUCGACAGAAUUUUCUAUCGAUAUCGUUUUGUCUAUUUUUAAAUGUAGAAAAAAGGGCUUUACGGUAUUUUAGCUUUGUUUGAUCUUAUUGUAACAAAGGAAAUUCAUUUAAUAAUCUCUUCUCAUCGUAGCGUUUUCUUUUGGUUAAAUCUGAGAUCUUCUAAAAUGUGGAUGUGGUGCGGUUAAUAAAGUGAUUCUGAAAAUGUUUGUGCAGGACAAGUCUUUUGACACUACAGUUUGAGAUGCAGGUGUGGAGGUGGAAUGUAUUCACUGCUGAUGUGACUGGUAUUGUCUAGCCUUUGUGCACAUAUUAGUGUGUGUUAUGGUAAAUUUGGUGCAUGUUAACAUGAAAGCAUCUGCAAGUUUUAUUUGUGAAAGUUUCAUAAAGUCAGCUGUGGUUGCAGACCUCAUGGCUGUUGCAGCUGGUUUGAUUUCAUGUUCACAAAGUCUUUCUUUUAAGAGUUGUUAAUGGAGAAAGUCCCUCUUUCUGUUACUUUCUGUUAUUUUUGUGUGCUUUCUGUGGAAAAGCACUC
Menidia menidia (Atlantic silverside) is the source of this 3237-nucleotide messenger RNA. NCBI's taxonomy places the organism in Eukaryota, Metazoa, Chordata, Actinopteri, Atheriniformes, Atherinopsidae. The record is from the annotation of a GenBank genome assembly.